AUGGCUUGGAAGGACAAUUACCUUCGAGUCCUUCUAGAAUGGGAGGCUCCAUCUUCGAACAAGUCUUGUUCGUUAUGCAACACAGAUUCGGUGGUGUACCGGUGCCACAAUUGCCUCAGUGAUCCCAUGUUUUGCAUCAAAUGCUGUCAAGAUGAGCAUAGACGAUUGCCAUUUCACAAAAUAAGCAAAUGGAACGGGAGCUUUUUUGAAGUGACAUUAUUGACAAAGAUCGAUAUGGAAUUUCAUCUGGGGCAUAGUGGGCUUCCAUGUCCGUGUCUCAAGGAUAUCCAUGAAUGGGAGGACUUAGAUGAGCCCACUUGCGAACUGUCCUCUGACUACUCAGCAAUACCGGAACUGCCAUUUCUAUAUGCAAAAGAAUGCACAACAGUUGUUAACAAAUCCGGAGUCCAUUCACUCCUCAUCAGGUAUUGUAAAUGCCCAAAUGCCGCUACCCCAGACAGGCAGCUGUUUGCAAUGGGCAUGUUUCCGGCAUGUUUCAGUUGGCCCAAAUCAGCAUUCAGGUUUUCAGUACUGGAUAGUUUUCUCCUCGACAACCUGGAAUGUGGGACUUCUGCUAUGAAUUUCUACUCUAAAUUAAGGAGAAUGACAUCUAGCACAUUUCUGCAUCUAGUCCCUGACCAGUAUAGGGAAUUAAUGCAGGUUGGAAGGCAAUGGCAUCAACUGAAACUUCUAAAAUUGAACAGCUUUGCUCACGAGAGAAGACUUCCGGAUCCAGGUGAACUUGCCCUGUUUUGCCCCACCUGUCCACAACCUGGUAUCAAUGCACCACAGCCAUCCGAAAGAGACAGCAACCAUCCAGAAUGUAUAUACACCAGAUCACUAGUAAUGGAUGGUAAUUUUAAAGCAGAACAUCUCCAUCCUACUUGUCUGGAAGAUGAAGUAUGGUUGACUGAUGGAAGGUGUUUCAUGGUGACCAGAGAACAAUACAAGAUGCAUCUUGCUGGUGCCAAAGAAAAUGUGCACAUGUCGGAAUGUAACAACCAUCAGGCUGUAAAUCAAGCAAAUGCUUCCCAACACAAACUGGAAGCUACAGGAAUAGGCGGUUGUGCAUGUGCUCGACAUGGCUGUUUCGUCCCCCAUUCUAUUGUUUAUUUUCAGAAAGGCGAAAGACACAUGAACAUGGACUAUGCUCUAUGUCACGCUUUGAGCCAUAAUACCAAUGGACUCAGUCGAGCUUUGACAUUUUAUGACAUUAAUUACCAAUAUAACAAAUAUUUGCAGUGCAGGGUAAAUGACAGUUCACACUUGAACAUUCUGGGCAGUAUGGAGAUUGUUCUGGGAAUAGGACUUUGGCAUGUCCAUGGUCAUCAGGACAAAUGCUAUGUCCGGUAUGCAUCCACCUUCAUCACAGGGGCAGCCAGGAUCAACGGGGAGAUCAUGAAGACAUUGUGGGCGCCCCUGAAUAUCAUAUCUCCCUCUGCGAGAGGGAUGUCCAUUCCCCAUCGACAGGAAUGUCAUGAUUACCAAAUGAAUGGCUCAAAUUUUAUGAAAAUGAUCAGAAUGAGUUGA
Molecule: messenger RNA, 1530 nt
Organism: Suillus fuscotomentosus
Lineage: Eukaryota; Fungi; Basidiomycota; Agaricomycetes; Boletales; Suillaceae
Exons: 3
Coding region: 1-1530 (509 amino acids)
Source: RefSeq, a predicted model, not a curated record